This is a messenger RNA of Monopterus albus (swamp eel), 2606 nucleotides long. It is a transcript of the gene lix1l, whose product is annotated as limb and CNS expressed 1 like. The transcript has 6 exons. Gene Ontology annotation, biological process: autophagosome maturation. NCBI's taxonomy places the organism in Eukaryota, Metazoa, Chordata, Actinopteri, Synbranchiformes, Synbranchidae. The record is from RefSeq and is a predicted model, not a curated record. Bases 601 to 1671 code for a protein of 356 amino acids. Gene Ontology annotation, cellular component: cytoplasm.
AUAAUGAGAACAAAAUUACAAAUUAAGAGAAAUAGAAUGGUAUUAAGAUAUGCUUGUGUCUGAUUAAACAAUAUGCUGCAUGUUACAAUACAGGCACACAUCAUUAUGACAAACACUGGCCUGAACUACAACCAAACACACUAUUCACAUAAAUACAGUCACUGUAAAAAUUACAAUAGCAUAACAUCAGCUUCACUUUACACACCUACAACGAGCACAGAAUGGCUACAGUAAUCAUACAUACUACUAUUUGUUUGGUUUUUUAGGACGCUACAAGUCAGGCUCAAAACACCGUCACACAUGGCUGAAAAGUGCACAAAAGCUGUUGUGGUGGUCCUUUAAACCAUAGAAGGAAGAAUACGAGAGGUCCGUGAAGGCACCAUGUGACGGACAGUCCUGCAGUCUAAUCCAGAGCGCGAGGAUGCAUAGCAGCGGUGUUAUGUGUCGAACGAACAUGGCUAAGUACUUAUUGUGGCUGUGAUUGACGAAAGCCUGCUAAUACUUUGGCCAUUCAGCCUACACAUAUCAUUUCUGGACUUGAGACUGUCAGGUUGGUCGGUUUCCUCCGGAUCCGGACUUCGCAGACGUUACGUUGGGACAAUGGAAUCUAACGUUAUCCCGGACAGCGUCCGCCCUCAGAGGCUACAGCCUGGGAUUGGAUUCGGCUCAGCACCGACCGGGCCCCUCCGCUCCUCUCUCCGUCCCGGGGUGACGGUCCCCAUCGCGCCGCUGCUGCCCUCCCCGGCUUCUCUGGCCGCUUCGUCCGGCCCUCCACCGCCGCCGCCUCCGCUGCAGCUGCACAGCCUUUACGGAGGAGUCGGAGCCGGGCUGGGGCCGGGGGCUACCGGCCACUGUAACCCUGGGAACCCGGCGGUGCUGAAGGAGGCGGUGGAGGCUGUGGUCCGCAGCUUUGCCAAACACACACAGGGUUAUGGCAGAGUAAACGUGGUGGAAGCCUUACAGGAGUUUUGGCAGAUGAAGCUAACCAGAGGGGCUGAUCUGCGGAACGGAGCGCUAGUUGUUUAUGAAAUGGUCCCAUCCAACAGCCCUCCAUAUGUUUGCUAUGUCAGUCUUCCAGGAGGCAGCUGCUUUGGAAGUUUCCAGUUCUGUCCCACCAAGGCAGAGGCGAGACGCAGCGCGGCCAAGAUUGCCCUCAUGAACUCUGUUUUCAAUGAACACCCCUCUCGUCGCAUCACAGACGAUUUUAUUGAGAAGAGUGUGAGUGAGGCCCUGGCCUCCUUUAAUGGGAACAGAGAAGAGGCUGACAAUCCCAACACAGGAAUUGGGGCUUUUCGCUUCAUGCUCGAGUCCAACAAAGGAAAAUCCAUGCUUGAGUUUCAGGAGCUGAUGACUGUAUUCCAGCUGCUGCACUGGAAUGGAAGCCUCAAAGCCAUGAGAGAACGACAGUGUUCCCGACAGGAGGUGCUGGCUCACUAUUCUCACCGGGCUCUGGAUGAUGACAUGCGCACUCAGAUGGCUGCCGACUGGGUGAAUCGAGAACAGAGCGUAGCAGGCACUAUUGCUCAGGAGCUGGCCUCCACGGAGCGAGAGCUGGAGGAUGCCAGGCUGGCCGGCCGAGAACUGCGUUUUUACAAAGAGAAGAAAGAUAUCCUGAUGUUAGCUGUAGGUCAGCUCAGUGCGGCCAACACUGCAACCCUGCCUUCACACUAAACCUACCGUCUGUGGUGGACACGUCUUCACAUUCCUUUGGACUCCUGGUAACAAACAGUAUUGAACAUUUCAUACAUAUAAGGGUGAUUUGUCUGAACUUUUAGGUUAUGUUUCUUUUGUUUUCUUAUGAGGACCAGUUAAUCAGGCCUUGACUGUGUACAUCCAUCCAUGAAACAAAUACCUGCCACUAUAGCCGUUACCUCUUUGUGCCUAGUUGUUACAGGAUAACAGUGCUUUUUAAAAAUGACCUGUAAAUAUGCUUUGCAUACCAGCUGACUGGUAUGGUUCCUACUUAACUCAAAGUAGAUCUACAGAAAAAACCUGCCUUUCAUCAGUGACUGUACAGGACAUACGUUGACAGUCAAACAAACACUUAUAAGGUGAAGAUCGGACCAGGGUGUUUCUUUACUUACAUUUAUGUAUUUCUUUGGACAUAUUUUCCACUUUAAAAUGGUAAAAUAUAUGGAUCUUAAAACCCUGAUAGAAAGUACCCUGUGUGCAUUAAUAAACUAAACAUAGUAGUGAUUAUGCAGAUAGCAAACAAUCAGCAAUUAAGGGGACAGAAGAUCCCACCAGAUUUUAGCAUAUCAGGAUCAGUUUUUCCAUGAGUACAUGAUCCUGUUAUGCUUGUUAUCAUGUAUAGUGUAAGUAUGUGAAAAUUGCACCAGAAUUCCGGUAGAAACAUUUAUUGGCUCAUGUAAUAAGUUGUGGGUACUUUGCCAAAAUGUCAGCAGGUGAACCAUUGCUCUGACAGCAGCUCAGGUUUUUGAAAAAUCAGAUAAUGAGCCAUCACUUUGAUUUUGUUUUUAUGUUUGUUUGUGAAGGCGUUUGACAACAUUUUUACCGUUCAUUUACCUUAAUUUUUACCUGUCAACCAUGACACAAGCCGAAUGUAUAUUUUCAGUGUGCUCUUAAGUAAAGGACCUGCAAAGCAA